AAGAUGGCAUUUCUAAUAAUCAUUCCAUGUGCAUGUGAAUGCUGUUGACAUUAGUAUUUUUGGAGUUUGGAGACACGUUUGCGCGAAGAUAACGAGUGAUAUAACAUACAUUAUAAAUUAUUAUUUGUAUCGAUUUUCAUUAUCAUGAUUGCCUACCGAUUAAAGCCUUGUAUUAAGCUUCCUCUUUCAGAGGAAACACUGAGAGAAAGCGUAGAUAAAGCAAAAGAUUGGACACUUAUGCACGGGAUAUCCGUACGAGCCAGGAAGAAUUUUAGCAAGGACCAAGUACAAAUAUUACCAUUUACACUGAUACCAUCAAGCUUUCCUGAGAAACCCUUUUUUACUGUGAAAAAUGUACAAGUUUUAUUAAACGAGCUUAUUCAUAAAGUUGCUCACGAUAAAGAAUUUCUCACAGAUAGUUUAAAAAGUACGAUUCAAGCUGAUUCAUUUACAGCAAAAUUGUUUCACAUUUACGAAACAGUAUGUGAAGAAGGUUUCAGCCAGAGCAUAAGUCUUGGAUUACUAAGAUCGGAUUAUUUAUUACACGAUGAGGGCUGUAAGAUUAAACAAGUUGAAAUAAACACUGUAGCAACUAGCUUUGCUGCCUUGGCUACUGUCACAUCUCAGUAUCAUAGAUAUAUAUUAGGAGAAUUGGGUUAUACCGAGGAAGCAUGUGAACAUAUUCCAGAAAAUAAUGCUAUUACUGGAUUUGGUAAUGGACUCGUACAUGCAUGGAAAUUGUACAAUGAUAUGAACGCUAUUAUAUUGUUUAUUGUUGAGGAUGUAACUUAUAAUAUAAGUGACCAAAGAUUUCACGAAUUUCAAAUUCGCCAGUUAUGUCCUAAGAUAAAGAUUAUUAGAAGAAGUUUAACAAGUUUAACAUUGGAAGAUGUAAAACUGGGGCCAAAUAAGGAACUAAUUGUUGCAAAUAUGAUAGUGGCUGUAGUUUAUUAUCGUUCUGGUUAUGAACUCGAAGCUUAUCCUACAGAUAAGGAAUGGGAUGUUAGGUUGUUAAUUGAACGUUCACGAGCAAUAAAAUGCCCAUCAGUACAAUAUCAUUUAGCAGGCACUAAGAAAGUACAACAAUCUUUGACUCAGCCCAACGUAUUGAAAAAGUUUCUAAAGGACGAAACAUCUGUUGCUAGAGUGCAAGAAAUAUUUACUGGAUUAUACACAUUAGACUUUGAUGAGGAUGGAGAAAAAGCAGUGAAAAUGGGUAUAAAUAAUCCAAACAAAUUUGUUCUGAAACCACAAAGGGAAGGAGGAGGAAAUAACGUAUACAACGAAGAUAUAAGAAUGUGGUUGAGUUCAAUGAAAGACUCUCAGGAGAGGAAGGCAUGGAUUCUUAUGGAUCGCAUUUAUCCUCCAUUACAGAAGAACUAUCUGAUACGCUCCGUUGAAGAACCAUUAAAAGAUAACUUUGAUUUAUCGGACGUUAUAGCAGAACUUGGCAUAUAUGGAGUGAUAAUAGGGGAUAGCAGUAAUAUAAUACUAAAUGAACAAGUUGGGCAUAUUUUAAGAACCAAAUCGUCGAGCGAAGACGAAGGCGGCAUAGUGGCAGGUAUUGGUGCUCUUGAUAGCCCGUAUCUGAUUAGUUGAAAUAAAAUUAUUUCUAAAAUAAUGUAUACCUUAUGCAUCACACAAAAAUACUAUAAAUAAUAUUUAGAGUACAAAUUAUAUAUAUAUAUAUAUAUAUAUAAUAUUAUCUAUGUAUAUAAUAUUUGGAAUUGCCUUUAGCAUAAUUAUUGAUUAGAGUAUAAUAUAUUGUAAAAAUAUAAAUAAAUUGUAACGAUAGGGAAUUAAAAAUCUGGAUUUUUUAUUGUUAUUCAGAUGAUUACUCUAAACUCUACCUAGAUCUCGUAUUAAUAUUUUCGUACUCGAAUAUACGUAAGAAAAGUGUCAAAAGACUUCCAAAUACUUCUCAGUUCUAGUUAGAUUUGUUUGUCUUUCUUCUUGAAAUAAGCUGCGCAAAGUAUUUUAUUCAUCUUUUAAUACUUAAAAAUUUUAAAACUAUGCAAUUUAUAUUUAUAAAA
Molecule: messenger RNA, 2033 nt
Organism: Nylanderia fulva
Lineage: Eukaryota; Metazoa; Arthropoda; Insecta; Hymenoptera; Formicidae
Product: glutathione synthetase
Biological process (GO): glutathione biosynthetic process
Cellular component (GO): cytosol
Molecular function (GO): glutathione binding; glutathione synthase activity; ATP binding
Source: RefSeq, a predicted model, not a curated record